This is a messenger RNA of Epinephelus moara (kelp grouper), 2387 nucleotides long. RefSeq names its product oncoprotein induced transcript 3 (gene oit3). NCBI's taxonomy places the organism in Eukaryota, Metazoa, Chordata, Actinopteri, Perciformes, Serranidae. The record is from RefSeq and is a predicted model, not a curated record. The transcript is spliced from 9 exons. Gene Ontology annotation, molecular function: calcium ion binding. Bases 74 to 1696 code for a protein of 540 amino acids.
GCUUCCCCGAAGGAUGAACCAGAAGAGCCACAUACACGUACACACUCAGGCCUGAACACUAAGAAAACACAUCAUGAUUUUUUGGGUGAUUGCCAGUCUGCUGCUGGAGGUUGUUGCGGUUGCCGGUGUAGCCCUGGACCCAUGCUCUGCCUACAUCAGCCUGAAUGAACCCUGGAGGAACACAGACUACCACGUCAACCAGUCAUCUGGUGUCCCCCUGUGUGACAGCCACAUGUCUGGAGAAUGGUACCGCUUCACUGGCAUGGCGGGGGAUGCCAUGCCCACUUUCUGCGUCUCUGAGAAUCACUGUGGCACCCAUGCUCCCAUCUGGCUCAACGGCAGCCACCCUCAACCCCACGAAGGCAUCAUCACCCUGCCCGUGUGUGCCAGCUUCAAUGACAACUGCUGCCAGUGGAAUGGCACUGUAGACGUGAAGGCCUGUACUGGAGGAUACUUUGUCUAUCGCCUGCCCAGACCCUCAGUCUGCUUCCAUGUUUACUGUGGCCAUUUCUAUGAUAUCUGUGAUGAGGUGGACUGUCUAGGUCCCAGAUGUCCCGAGUCUGACUGUCGCUGUGCACCUGGAACUGUCCUGGGACCAGACAGACAAACAUGCCUGGAUGUGAAUGAAUGUGAGAAGGGCAACGGUGGCUGUGCAGAGGUGUGUGUGAAUACCAAAGGCUCCAGACGCUGUGAGUGUGGGCCAGGCCGUGUGCUGGACAACGAUGGACGCAACUGCAGAGAGAUAGCAGGCUGUCAUGUUAACAAUGGAGGCUGCAGCCAUGGCUGUUCCUCACUGCUGGACUCCUAUCAGUGCCACUGUCCCAGAGGGCUGGAGCUGGGAGAGGACAAACGCACAUGUCAGGUGCCAGUCCAGUGUGAUUCCAGCUCUAUUGUUGUGUCAGUUCCUAAGGACCUUGUUGGAGGACUGGAGCUCUCCCUGUCCAACUCGUCUUGUCGAGGUGUCUCAAAUGGCACACACAUCAACCUCCGCUUCAGCCUCAAGACCUGCGGCACAGUGGUGGAGGUGACAGAGGACAAGAUUGUUGGGACCAACCUGGUGACAGGCCUCCCUAGGAGCAGCCCGGGCAGCAGCAAGGACGUGAUAGUCCGCACCAGCAAGUUAGUGCUCCCAGUCACCUGCGAGUUCCCCAGGGAAUACCAAGUGUCGGACGGAUACCAGGCGAGUCAGCGUAGCUCAGCCCUCGAGCUGGCAGGCCACAGCGAGGGAGUCUUCCCUUUCUACCUGGAGCUCUUCAAGAGUGCAGAGUUCUCUGAGCCCUACCGCACCCCACCCCAGCUCCGCCUGCAUGACUCCCUCUUCUUCGGGGUGGAGCCAAAAGAGAGAGUGGAGGGCCUUUCUUCAAUGGUGGAGAGCUGCUUCGCCACACCAGGGCCCAAAGCUGACCAGGCCCUUAAGUAUUACCUCAUCAAAGACGGGUGUAUCUCAGAUGAAACAGUGACACAGUACUCAUCAAAGGACCAGCUCUCCAAGCACUACCAGGUCCCCGUCUUCAAGUUCGUUGGCAAGGACAACAGACAAGUGUUCCUCCACUGCCAGGUGUUGGUGUGCAGCGCAGGAGACUCCCACUGCGCUCAGCAUUGUCAAGGACGCGUCCGCAGAGAGGUUCGGACCAGUGGACCUCAGAUGCAGCACACACUGAGUGGAGGCCCCAUCUACAUCCUGCCUGAGCUGUGAUGCUAACAUAAAGCCAUCAUUUCAUACACCAUGAGAGCAUGACUACAGCAGCAGCAAAAUUACAACUGUGGAGUAACAGUUAGAUUACAGGAGAGUAAUCAGUUUAUUUGGUAUUUAAAAGUCCCUCAUAUACACAUAUAUACAUGCAGAUGCACAGUAUAUACAGUCUUCCAUGUUCCUAUGUAAGUCCCAGUGUCAGUCACAGUGCUGCAGAUCACUUGAAGUCUGCUUAACACAUCCAAGCUUGUGUGUUUCAUUGCCACUUUGCCUGGCAGCACAACUUCCUGACAUUACAGUGAAUGACAUUUCUAUUAGAAAUCAUUCAGAGGGGCCACAGUUCAUUUGUAACAACUACUGCAUGAAGGAUGUUUUUCUAGGUCACACUUUCAGGCAUUUCUCAAGCCUGAUUACAGCUUAAAGAUUUAGUGGAUUUAAAGAAGUGGUUUAUAUUUCACACCAUCACCGACUUGAAAAAUACAUGUGGAGCACCCAUAGAUGUGUUCUGACUCAUUUGCUCAGUAUAAUCGAUGGCUCGGGGAGGAUGUCACGCAUCCCAGUGUGGUGGAAAAGAGAUAUCAGUGUGCCGUGCCCCGGAAAUUAUGCAUACGCUUCAUCACUGACAAUUAAUCUACAAUUAAUCAUGUCAGUUUGACUGCAAUUAGCCAUGUAUUCAUUCUUAAAAAACAACAAA